Molecule: messenger RNA, 6450 nt
Organism: Acanthaster planci (crown-of-thorns starfish)
Lineage: Eukaryota; Metazoa; Echinodermata; Asteroidea; Valvatida; Acanthasteridae
Source: RefSeq, a predicted model, not a curated record
AUUACCAAAUAAUAUGAUUUGUUUUGUUGAUAAUGAUACGAUCACGAACUGACGAAACAUCGAAAAAUCCAUCCUCUAUUGUGAUGAUGGAUGGUGUGCGAGAGCACAGGCAGAUAUACGCCUGGUGGUAUUAAUUAUGUGCCCAGCAUUACACCUGUCGUUUAUGUCAUUGUGGGGCACGUGUCUGUUCUGGCAUUGACAGCUUACAGCAAAGGGACUCUAGGGGCAAAUGGGGUUGGAUUCUGAAUUUAUGUCUGUUCUUGAGACUCCAGGAUUGGGCCUUUGCAACUGAAUCCUCAGGUCAGUUUCACAAACAGGUUUCUCAUAGAGGUUCUGGGCCCUGUCACCUGUUGUUUUCAGAAUUUCAGGAAGCCAUCUUCAUACCAAUCUUUUGCUUUCACUUUUUAAGGUUGGUGUUUGUGAGAGUGCAAGACUUGGUCUUUGCUGAAUUGGAGAGAAUCGACCAAAAUUGGUAUUAGGUAAUUCAAUAUGUGAUGUGAUCCUGGCAGACUGCUUAUCCAGUGGACUACAUUACUUGUGAAAAUUUUCUCUAUUGAGGUUUACAGAAAAACUUGGUGUCAAACAUGAGUAAUGCUCUUAGAUUGACCCGAGCUUUGCCCCUGAAUGAUGCGGGAGGAACUCAACUCUUCACGUUCCUCCUCUCCAUGAAUGAUUUGGAGAGUUUCUUCGACAAACCGACCAAGUCGUCACCCAUAUACUAUGAAGGUCAUGAGUGGUACCUGACGUGUGGUGGCUACCAGUCGAAGGAGUCGGAUGACAUUUACCUGGGCAUGUACCUGUACUGGGACAACAAGGCUGCGGGUGAAGGGGUUAGCUGCCGUGCGGACUACCGCCUUAUUGUCCGAAAUGUCAGGGACGCUUCUGAGAGUGUGGUCUCAGAGGGCUCCCAGGUCGAGUUCAGUGCUCCGGACACCUUGGGAUGGGGCAAGCGCGAGCUGGCUCCUCUGCACGAAGUGCUGGCUCCUGGCAAUGGCUUCCUGGUCGAUCCAGGUCGAACGGUCAUCGUUGAGCUGGCGGUGCGGUACUGUCGGACAAUCUACCAGCAACUGGUGGAUUUCUCCCAGCUCCCCGAGCACAUGAACCAGCCCUUCUCAUCCUACUUCACCCCCAACUUUUCCCUGUGUGGUUUUGACUUCUACAUGUCGUUUUACCCGCUUGGGGACCGUGAGGAAGCGGAGCGUCACGUCUCGAUGUACCUCCACCGCUUCAACAACCCGCACAUCCCCGAGUGUCUCUGCUGCCGCAUCCGCUAUCGCUUCUUCCUGGGUGACCUGGUCUCCCCGACGGGUGACUCUAAGACAUUCGAGUUCUCCUUCCGGAGCGAUCGCGGGUAUGGCCGAUUCAAAGCUUUUGAGCCCCUGGCCAAUAUGGACAUGUUCAGGAAGGGACUCGUUCCUCUUGGGGUGGAAAUUCUCUCCAUCAUCCCCUUUGCAUUCGUAGAGGUCCCCCUGGCGACCAGGGGUUACUACCACACGGACAACUUCGUCUUUGACGACGUUAUCUUCCCAGAUCACCGGAUGAAUGUCUGGAAGCUCUCCGCUAACAAUUCCUCCAAGUACUUGUCGCUUCGCCUUGACACGGAGGACAGGAACAAGAUAUUUCCCGUUGGGAGUCGGGGCACCGGACGAGAUGCCCUUUGCACCAAAUACCUCCAGUGGAAGGCGUACCUUCUUUCCCGCACUGACCGGAGUUACAACGUGUCCAUCUCCGAGGUCCCCAUAUCUGCAUACUUCUCCCCAGCAUUCCCUGAAAAGUUGUUCAGUAUGGCUACAAAAGUACCCAUCCAGAGGGCCAAGGCUUUGGAUGGUGACUACUGCACAACAGAGGAACCAUCACUCUUGUUUCGCAUCGAGUUCUUUAAUGUUCAAGACAUUCCCGGCGUCUUACAGGAUUACCCAGUCCUGGAGUUUGAGAGAUUCCGACUCUACCAAACAAGAGAAGGCCUUCGGCGUUGUCUCGAUGUUAACAGCUCACUCAGAAACCAGUUGGAUGAGCUGCGUAAAAGACUUAACGAAGUCAUGAACAUCAGUGAAAGCAACAUUGGUGGCAGCAGCAAACAGCAGUUGAUACGUGAAUUCAGGAGCCUGCUGCAGGCAAGUGAUGAAACUGAUUCCUCCAGCCAAGCUGCCUAUAAGUCCAUGAUUUCUACACCUGGAUCAGACACCUUUGCCACUGCCUUCUCCUUCUCGGGCACCCCAUCUCUCGAAACACCGGCAGCAGGAAGGGUUUCUCCCUACGUCACGUCGGGAACCCGCAGAGAACCCCUGAACAAGGUCUCCCAGCUCUUCGGCUCACACCCCGGCAACGACUUGCCCGAUUUUGGCAGCGCGCCCCCGGCAACCACUGCGGUCGCCAUGCCGUCAGCGACAAAGGGCAAAGUGGCCAGCCUCGGGGCAGCCCUGAGGACCUCCAAAGGUGGCUCGUCCUCGUUCUUCCGCGGAACCCAGGCCAGGGCCAGCACAGCAUCCACGUCCUCUGUCAGGUUCUCCAAGAGUAACUCCAAACCGACGCUGGGCUCGUCAGCGUCUCAGUCUGCACUCAAAGAAGGGCAGCACAAACAAUCCAGCGGAGUGGCCCCUGCUCAGAAAUCAAUGUCCUCCCUUGACAGGCAGCAGGUGGUUAGCAAGCACUUCUUCAUCUCUGGGGGAAAUGCACCUGCCACACAGCCAACGGGUCCAGGAGCUGUCAAAACAAUGCCUGAGCAGACCAUUUAUGCUUCCCUCUCCGUUCCAUCGAAAACGGUCCCUACCAUCACCUCUCCAGCAUCAAACACAUUUGCCAUUGUCUCCAAACCAGCAGCAAAGUAUGAUUCUGAGCCAGGGGAAGAAUAUGAAACAUCUACUGAGGGACGGAAGCAGAAAUUUAAUCCAAACAUCUUCAAGGCGGUGCUCCCAAAGUGGGGGUCUUCUGGUGCAAGUGACCAGUCAUCAGGCAAGGCCACCACCCUCCCGAGAAGCGUGCACCCGGGAGAACGUGUAACAGACUUCUACGGCAAUAAGAGCCUCGAGAGACCGGCACCGGGGAUCUUCAAUCAGCCCUCGAGGAGCACAUCCAACCUCUCAGCCACCCGCCAUCCCACCCCGGCAGUCCAGAAGGUCAACCCAACCCCAUCUCCGAACUCAACCCUCACCAGGUCAGGAGGUGUUACGAGUCUCAACAACCCAGGUAACUACUCGAAUCCUCCCACGACCAUUUCAACUGCAAUUGUGAUGCCUGUCCAAGAUGUCACGUACACCGAGCCGAACCGGAUCAGAAAGCCUCCAGUGCCAGCUCCGAGGAAGGGUUUGCUGAAGAAUCCCUCAGAUGAUGGCAAAGGCGACGAUAACUACUUCGAUGGCUCCCAAGCCACUGACGUAUAUACCAAAGAAACAUCUCAGUACCCAGAGAAGUCCAAGCUAGACUAUGCCCUCUCUGCCAACCAAACUCCGUCAGAAGAGAAGGCUGGCUUCUCUCGAGCUUCAGUGGCCUCCAUAGAGGAUCCCAUGCUCCAGACGGAGGUCUACUCCAUCUUUGCCCAAGCUGCCAGGGAUGGCGUCAAGCUGGUAGAAGAACCUCCUGAGAUGCAUGAACCCCUUGUCACAGCUGCACCAGAGCCCUCGGCGAAACCCCAGGGAGGACCCGAACUGACCACGAAGUCCACUAGUAGAACUGUCCCUGCUAUCACAGUAACAGAUCCAGCUUGUGCCAGUUCAGUCGUACCAAGACAUGGCGCAGUUGGUGGACAGCCCCUGUCACCGUCCAUCCUGAAGAAAGGGGACUCUUUCUCCAGCAGUCAGGGCCCAACCGUGAGGAAAUCACGCAGUGCCAACAACGUGCGCUUCAGUGAAGAUAACGUCAGUGUGACUAGCCAGUCUUCAUCAGUGGAGAUGCCUGGACAAGCUCAGCCAGGCACCAAUCAAGGGGACCUGCAACUCCCAACUCCCAACAAACCAACUCCCUCAUUUGAUCAGUACGACGGCCACAACGGUCAAUAUCCAAACGGAGGUCAGUCCGCCAGACAAAUGGGUCAACAGCAGCAGAAGUAUUCACAGCAGCAAAAUUACGAACAGAAGUUUCAAGAACAGCAGUACCGCACCCAGCUGCAGAAACAACAAGUUCAGCUGCAGCAACAGCAGCGGCAGCGACAGAAGCAGCAACUCCCCGAGCAGCAGUAUCAACGACAAGGACAGGAGUACAAUCAGCCGCACCGUUUGACGGAAUCCAAACGCACACAACAAGUUCCUGUAGCUGCAGAGGAAAAGCAGCAGUACCGACUGGAGCAGCUGCGUCGGGAGCACCAGGAGUAUGUGAAUCAACUGUUGCAACAACAACAGCAACCCUCCAUCAGUCAGCAGCAGCACUUGCUGCAGCACCGCUCAGGGCCAAGAUCGGAGGCAAACCUCUCCAGGACAAAAUCUGCGAGUUCUGAGGUGGUUCAGACAUCGUUAUGAAUCAAAAGGUCGAUGCUUACCUGGCCUGUGUGUAUUAAUUAUCUAAAUACCACACGGUGCUUUUGGUUGGUAACCGUUAGGGCAUUCCAAAUAGUUGUACAUGCUUGGAAAGAUGAUGGAAAGGCUUGUGAUAAUUUAGAAAGCAUCUGUCGGUAUACUGCUCAUGAAAGUUUUAAUUUUCAAAAUAUCACACAUUAGAUGAUGAACAGUUUGUCUCAAGAAAGUAUUAUUUUUAGGUCAACACAACAAACAGGGAGCUUUGAAAUAUCUCCCAUAUUCUCGACUCGGUUUGGGUGUCCAUAGUUGAUUUUGAUGCUGCUGACCCUGUCUGGAAUGUCUUACAAAGAAAGAAGUGAUGAAGUUACCGGUAAGACGUCCUGGGAACUAGCAGUUUCCUAACUCCUUUUUCCCUUGACCGACAAACCCUCCCUUAAAUUAAAAAAAAAAGAGAGAGAACCACAGAAUAAAUGGAGGACACCCUCACAUGAGCCCAAUACAUGUAGUAUUUUUUGGCAAGAAGUAUUCGAAUCGAGCUCGUCAGUUAACAUGUAGACACUUGUUUGUAUAAUUGCUGCCCUGUAAAAAAAGAGAAGCUGUAGGUAGGCCCUGUAACUACAUUUGAACCAAAGUGUCGGAAUGAUUAUCUUCAGAGCAGAUUGUAUUAAAUAAUUGUUUUUAAAGUGAAUUUAUGUCAAUGCCGAAUCAAGAAUUGCAGCUGUAAAUUAUUUGCUAUAUUUUAAAAAGCUUGUCAUUUACUUCUAGGGGGAUUGCCACUCUGUAUAUCUAGCAUUUUUAUCGUUGUAUAUGUACAUGCAUUUGAAGAUAAAAUGGCUUGUCAGUUUUAGUAAGUGUGGUGUGUCCUCAAAAUUGUUUCUAGAAGAACAUCGAACAGUACCAUGUAAACUUAAAAAAUGACUGGAUUUUUGGUAAUAAAGCAUAAUUACGCAAAGACAUUGCUUUUAAUUAACGUAUUUUAACAAUUGAGCUUGAACUAUUGCUGGAAAUGUUAUUCAGAUCAACAUUCAGUUAAUAUUUACCAAACCUUUAUAAAGUGUAUAAAGUGCCCAGAAUGUACAUAUGUAUAAUUGAAAAUGGCAGUACACGUAGUGAUUUGGAAGUACAAUGUGUGUGUCACUGUUGUAUUCCAGGAAUAGGUUGAAAAUUUGACACAAUUACACAGUUAUUCAGAUGUUUUUAAUUAUUUGAAUGUUUUAAUUGCACGCUGUUCCUCUGCAUACUAGUUAAUAUGAAGAUUCUGGGGAUUCUGAAAAGUGUGAGUGUGUUUGGAGGGGUGUUUUCUUUAAGGUAUCAUGCUUUGCCUUAGUAUUUUUUUACCGUUAAAAAAUUUAUCGAUUUCUUGGGAAUUCCUAGUUUGAUAGCAUCAUAGUUUAAAGUGCUUGUGCAGUGGUACUUUAUUCUCCAACAAUCACAGUGUCAUGUCACAAACUACGUUUUGUUCCCUCAAAAGCUGCAGAAUUUUUCCCAGUUGACGGCAUGGCUGAUGUGCUUCAUGCCUUGUGAGCUCACUUCUCUGAGCAGUCUCCCAUAUGGGAAACAUUACAUUGUCAUGAAAAAGUUGCAGAUUUGCCAUGAGAAACUCAUGGAUUUACUUGGGAAAAAAUAAAGCAGAAAAACCUUUUGAGCUUUUCCAGAUGGACUUCUUCAUCAGAUACACUCACACAGCUUGAAACAUUCCAUGUCAAGAUUUCAAUAAAUUGUCACUUCCAAGACCAUAUUUGGAAAUCUGUUUUUCUCUCUGCAGGAUGCUUCGAAAUUGUUUCAUUCCGAUUGGCCUUUUCUGUUUUCAGUUUCUCAUUUUGUAGGCCAGAACAUGUACACACUCCAUGUAAACUCGGGGGGGGGGUAACUGUAAGUCAGAUUUUAAAUCAGCCUGUAGGACAAGAUACACAGUUUUCUCUGCUUGAUAUCCAUGUAUUACAUAGCAUUGCUUGAUACAUUAGCAUUGUGAUGAAUGUCUUAAAUAAAGCAGAAAACAAUA